Molecule: messenger RNA, 1215 nt
Organism: Cladophialophora bantiana CBS 173.52
Lineage: Eukaryota; Fungi; Ascomycota; Eurotiomycetes; Chaetothyriales; Herpotrichiellaceae
Exons: 2
Coding region: 1-1215 (404 amino acids)
Biological process (GO): 'de novo' NAD+ biosynthetic process from L-tryptophan
Cellular component (GO): cytoplasm
Molecular function (GO): heme binding; metal ion binding; indoleamine 2,3-dioxygenase activity
Source: RefSeq, a predicted model, not a curated record
AUGAAUCUAAGCCAACUUGACCAGUACGAAAUUUCGCAAUGGACAGCCUUUGUCCCUCAGCUUCCUUCUGCCACCUCUCUUCCACCCCAAUUCCGGCAAGUGGAGGAGCUUAUUGUCGAUCCGCCAUUACACGAAGCGAUUUCGUCACUGAGACUACGAACCAAAGUUGACGGACUUCCGCUAUAUUACUGGUACGACUUUGCAGUUCUAUCUAGUACCGAAAAAAAACGGCUACUAGUAAUUCUGACCUUUGUCGCCCACGGAUAUAUAUGGGGUAACGGCCUCGGGCCACCGCUAGACACGCUCCCAAAACAGAUUGCUCUUCCUCUGAGCUAUCUGAGUAAGGAACUAGGCAUAGCACCCCUAGGGACUUAUGCGUCUACAGUGCUUUGGAAUUCGCGGCGGAAAGAUCCCGCUAGAGGGUGGUCGUUAGACAACGUGUCGAUUGAUUUAACAUUUACGGGUACCGAAGACGAAUCUUGGUUCUAUAAAGUCAGUGUUUGUGUGGAAGUCGCUGGGGCCCAAGCGCUUUGGAGUCUUCUUAGCAUCCUCCUUGAAAUUCGUCAAUCAAAGCCUGACCUAGGCUUAAUUCAGCGACAUUUUCAAAAGGCUCAAGCUUCUUUUGACGAAAUGUUAGCAACACUGGUCGAAACUAGAAAAAUGAAUUCGGAGGUAUUCUAUUGGGAUAUACGCCCAAACUUUGGGGGAUGGCACCUUAUUCUGCCACAGGGAGUACAUUACGCGGGAGUCGACGAAGCUUCCGUCUAUCGAAGCUAUGUGGGUAUCUCUGCGGCUCAGUCAUCUCUAUUCCGGGCGUUUGACAUUAUUUUCGACAUCUCGCAUAGUGAGCCUGGAGCAACCUAUCUACGCAAAAUGCACGAGUAUAUGCCUUCGCCCCAUGCAAGAUUCCUUGGCGAUUUGAAGGCCAAUUUUUCCGGCACUCUCAGGGCUUUUAUUACCGACCAUGAAGAACUUAGCGAUACGUACAACCAAUGUCUUCGAAAUCUGGCAAAAUUUCGCGCUGUCCAUAGAGGCUUAGUGCAAAAGUACGCAGUACAAGAAGCGUCUCGUCCGAAAAAGCGCGCUUUUGGAUUGGCCAAGUCUGUGACAGCUGGUGGUGGAGUACAAGGUGCUGGAGGUACUCCUAUUGAGUUGUUUCUAAGAUCAACAUGGGAAAAGACUGAAAAAGCUAUGGUUACGAAGAGUCGCUUGUGA